AUGUUUUGCUGUGUUGUACAGAAGGCCAGCCUAGAAAAGACCAAACAUGUGUGACGACGACGAGACCACCGCCCUCGUGUGCGACAAUGGCUCCGGCCUGGUGAAGGCUGGGUUCGCCGGUGAUGACGCUCCCCGCGCCGUCUUCCCCUCCAUUGUUGGACGCCCCCGUCACCAGGGUGUGAUGGUGGGUAUGGGUCAGAAGGACAGCUAUGUGGGAGACGAGGCCCAGAGCAAGAGGGGUAUCCUGACUCUGAAGUACCCCAUCGAGCACGGCAUCAUCACCAACUGGGACGACAUGGAGAAGAUCUGGCACCACACCUUCUACAAUGAGCUGCGUGUGGCCCCUGAGGAGCACCCCACCCUGCUGACUGAGGCCCCCCUCAACCCCAAAGCCAACAGAGAGAAGAUGACCCAGAUCAUGUUUGAGACCUUCAACGUUCCCGCCAUGUAUGUGGCCAUCCAGGCCGUGCUGUCCCUGUACGCCUCCGGUCGUACCACCGGUGAGUCUCUGCCUAAGGCUUCAAAG
Molecule: messenger RNA, 526 nt
Organism: Notothenia coriiceps (black rockcod)
Lineage: Eukaryota; Metazoa; Chordata; Actinopteri; Perciformes; Nototheniidae
Product: actin, alpha skeletal muscle 3-like
Exons: 3
Source: RefSeq, a predicted model, not a curated record